Messenger RNA from Acanthoscelides obtectus, 385 nucleotides. The record is from the annotation of a GenBank genome assembly. NCBI's taxonomy places the organism in Eukaryota, Metazoa, Arthropoda, Insecta, Coleoptera, Chrysomelidae.
CGACAAGUCUGCUAAAUCUGUCGUGAAUACACUUCUUUUUUAUUUCCAACAUUACGGUACACCCCUUCGAAUACAUUGCGACUAUGGCAAAGAAUUCGACAAUGAUCUUAUGAAAGACCUCUGUAGUCUUUAUGACAUCAAAAUGACAUUUUCUAGCGUUAGUCACCCUCAGUCCAAUGGAUCGGUCGAACGAUUCCAUGCCACUUUAUUGGAAAUGAUUAGAACGCACGUGUCUGAAAAUCCGAGCGAACACCCCUUUAAUAUCCUACCCUAUGCUGUUCAGUGCUACAAUAGCACAAGGAACAAAACCACAGGAUUUACUCCCUACGAACUUGUCUUCGGACAUACAUCUGGUCGCCCCCCAGAACACGUCUACCUUGAAUAG